Fusarium oxysporum Fo47 is the source of this 369-nucleotide messenger RNA. RefSeq lists its product as uncharacterized. The record is from RefSeq and is a predicted model, not a curated record. The transcript has a single exon. NCBI's taxonomy places the organism in Eukaryota, Fungi, Ascomycota, Sordariomycetes, Hypocreales, Nectriaceae. Bases 1 to 279 code for a protein of 92 amino acids.
AUGGCCGAAGCAGCGCCCACGCCUCGUCGACCCGACGAACCCGAGCUCACCACCAAUUACCUCCAUGGCCUUGUCGUUGCUUUCCGCGUUGUCCAGUGUGAAGUACCCAAUCUUAUCCUGGAUGCCAUAGGCGUCAAGGACGUCCAGUAUUUCGGCCGCAAUGUUGUGUCCGAAAUGGCGAGUUCUCAAUUCCGGUACACCAAGCGCCAGCUUGCGUGGCUGGCUAUUCUCAUCCCGAAAGAAAGAAGCAAUCCCGUACAAGCUGUGCCUAUUGCCUGACUUCCAUCCGUCAAAGGAGACGUGAAUCAGGCCGCUUGACUGCUUCAGCGCUGCGAUGACCUUAUCCUUGUGCAUUUCGUAGGCCGAGAG